AUGGACACCGCGCUACCGCGCCGCACCCUGAGCACCACUGCAACGUUCAAGGAGAAUUUUGAUGCGGCACAGGACCUCAUCAGUCGCACGUGGACUGAGGCGGACCUCGCGCUUGACAGCCUCGCGGAGUUCUUGGACAGAGACAAGGAGGUGGAGGUCCUCGCAAAGGUGCUGGAAGAGGGCAAGGAGUUUUCCGAUGAAACCCCUGGAGACGGCAAAGAGGAGAUCACGGCCGCCUCGCCCUCAGCCGGUCCCGCCUCGGCGCCACUCGCCCGCGCCGCCAGCUCUGGCGCGGUGCAUCGCAUCGGGGAGCGCAUGCUGCGGGGCGACGUCCACAUGCUGGACAAGGUCUCCUUCACGCUGGGAGUGGCCAACAUUGCGCUGGUGGCCUUCUGGCUCGGGGCGUCACCCAGCACGUACCAGUACUGCUGGCUCAUCAAGUGCUUGACCCUAUUCACCAUGCGCUGGUUCUCCUACCGCUCCCGCGGCCUGCACUACAUGAUGCUGGAGUUCUGCUACGCCGGCAACAUCCUGGCAGCCCUCCAGAUCUUCUGGGUGCCCUCCUCCCCCCUGCUCCGGCGGCUGGCCUUUGCACACAUGGCGGGGCCCCUCAUGUGGUCCAUCGUUGCGAUGCGCAACUCCCUGGUCUUCCACGAUGUCGACAAGGUGCGGACGAUGAGAUGGCGCCCUCGACCGGAGUGGACUGCAGGGCUGUCCCCCGAUCAGCUGGCUGAUUUUGGGAGCAGCAGCUGGACGCAGAUGGCGCUGCUGCCCAUGGUCUUCUACCUGGCGUGGGCCUUGGCAUACUAUGUGCUGAUAUUCGUCCUGCUGGAGAAGCGCAUCCGCUCCCGGGGCUACAGCAACAUGUUCGAGGAGAUGGUGAGCGGGCCCGCCCUGAAGGGCAAGAAGUCCCCGCUGUCGUCUUUUGUGCUCAGAGCCCCGCCGCGGCUGCAGCCGGUGCUGUACCUCAGCAUCCACAUGACGGCGGCGUGGGUGUCUUUGCUGCCCACAAAGCUGCUCUGGGACCACCCCUGGCUCCACACCAUGGUUCUCCUGGCAAUCCUCCUGGUGGCCACCUGGAACGGGGCCAACUUCUACUUCAAGGUCUUCGCCAAGCGGUACCUGGCCGAUGCCGAGGCCGCGCGCGCCAAGCGCCACCGGGAGUGA
Auxenochlorella protothecoides is the source of this 1167-nucleotide messenger RNA. RefSeq names its product putative membrane protein. NCBI's taxonomy places the organism in Eukaryota, Viridiplantae, Chlorophyta, Trebouxiophyceae, Chlorellales, Chlorellaceae. The transcript is spliced from 7 exons. The record is from RefSeq and is a predicted model, not a curated record. Bases 1 to 1167 code for a protein of 388 amino acids. Gene Ontology annotation, biological process: phosphatidylcholine biosynthetic process.